AUGAGGACUAACGCCAUCAUUUGCGCUUUCAUGGCCAUCACGGCCAAUGCUGGUCCACUGAACAAGCGCCAGGCCGCUGCAGGCAACCUCCAAACAUUCACUGGCAAUGUUGGAGGAGCGACUGCCCCUGCCGUCACCAACGUCGGCGGUGACAGACCGUUCGUGGUGGACGGAGUCAAAGACACGUUCAAGGCUGCUGGAGGCGCUCUUGACCGCUCAUGCUCCAUCCAAAAGAACGCGUGCGCCGAGGCGGCCAACUCAGGUGCUGAUGCCAGCAUCACUGUCGCGGACUGUGAUGCUCAGCGCCAGGAGUGUUCCCAGGCUGCCCAGACCGCUGCUGCAGGUGCCCAGGACGCCCAGGCCGGUGCUGGGGCUGCUGGCAAUAAGAACAAUGACAGCGCGGCUGCCGCUGGUGGCGCCAACGCUGCUGGUGGUGACCAAGCCAAGGAAAAUAAGGGACAGGGAGCCGGCGACCAAGCAGCGGCUGAGUGCAACGCAGCGGCCGGACAAGCAGCAGGACAAAAGAAUGCCACAGCCGGUGCCGCAGCUGGUGCCGCAGCUGGUGCCGCAGCUGGAGGCGCAGCCGUACUCCCUGACGGCCGUAUCGCGCAGGAUGCCGUCCCAGAGAACUUCAACGUGCUGGCGUCCCCGUUCAAGUCGGCAGUUGUCAAGGGUGACGGGCUGAACUUCAGCGAUGUGAUUACCUUCCCGGAUAUCCAGCCGUCAAUCUUCGACGCGGCGGGCAACACCAAGGCGUUCCAGAUCAACAUCAACGACCAGUCCAUCUUCGUGCCCGAGGGCCAGGCCCCUCAAGACCAGUUCCGACGUGCCGACCUGCUUCCCAGCAUUGCCUCGACUCUGAACAACGUCUCCACUACCGGCGUGAAGACGAUGCACUUCUCACUCCAGCAAGAUCCCGCCAAGCCUCUCGCUCUCACUACCAACGAGUACCAGCUGGCAUUCCUUGAGACUGCAGACUUUGAGAGCCGCAUCUUUGACGUGCGCGUCGGCACUGGCACCACCAGCCCGAGCCUGACCGGAGAGAACAUCGUCGUCCUUGGCCGCUCUGGGGACGCCAUUCAGGAGAUGUUUGUUGCCCCUUUCUCGGCGGACCUGCAAAACUUUGCCGUGACCUUGGACUUUGACCAGAACACCAUGCAAGUCUUCCACAGCACCGGACAGACCCCUCUCGCACAGGUUUCCGAGGCUGUCGCCAACGACAACACGGGUAAUGGCGAGUACCACUUUGCGCUUCUCAAAUUGGCGGACGCGCAGGGGCAGCAGGCUGCGGGCAUUGAUGAGGGCAUGGCCUUUGCGGGUAUUUUCAUGGAAGACUCAGCCGGUGGCGCUAUCACGCUGCAGUAAGUUGUCAUCUCAGAAGAGCCAAUGCAGCACAUGCAAAACAUGGAUUAGUACACUCGGGAUUGGUUCAUAAAAUUGGAGAUAGUUUGGGUGUUGUAUUUC
Messenger RNA from Diaporthe batatas, 1464 nucleotides. RefSeq lists its product as uncharacterized. The coding region runs from base 1 to 1365 and encodes 454 amino acids. The record is from RefSeq and is a predicted model, not a curated record. The transcript is spliced from 5 exons. Lineage: Eukaryota; Fungi; Ascomycota; Sordariomycetes; Diaporthales; Diaporthaceae.